CCCAACCCAUCAAAUAAAGGGUUGGAUCACAUGACCCGGCCCAAACCCAAACAAAAUAUUUCAAACUUAUCUUACGUCGCACUCCGCCGCUGCCGCCGCCACCAGCUAGGAAGGCUUUCCUCAACCCCCUACUUGCUCGGUUCAUCCCACCGUAGCAGCGCCACUCUCCGACUACUACACUGCCAUACUCCUGCCACAGCUUACAAUAGCAAAGUCCUGUUUUUUGAGAUUCAACGUCUCAGGGUUUUCAAGAAAUGAGAAGAGCAACUCAUAGCAAGAAAAACAAAUUGAAAAAAACUAAGCGUAGCACCAAAGUAUGGUUGUGAAAUGAAAAUGAUGGGCUGCCUAACUGAUCAUAUUGCCAGACAUGGUUUUCAUUGGGAGUCAUAAGCAAUUUAUUGAUAGUGUAUGCACAAUUGUGAUCAAGGGUAACUGGGGCAAUCUGUUGAAGGUGAAGAGUACCUCUGCUUUCACUUCUUCUACCAUUCACCAGGUACUGUUGCAGCUCUCACUCUAUGAUUAUGGGCUCUCUCAUUCCUUCCCAUUCUUCAAAUGGCUCGACUCCAUCCCAAAUUAUAGCCAUUCCUUGCAAUGUUCAUGGGUCAUGAUUCACAUCCUCACUGAACAUAAACAUUUCAAAACUGCACAUCAUAUGCUUGAAAAAAUUGCGAACAGGGAUUUUCUUCCAUCACCUUCAGUUUUGAGCACUUUGGUGAGGACUCAUGAAAACCCAGAAGUCAAUUCUCAAGUGUUGAGCUGGCUUGUCAUACAUUAUGCUAAGUCAAAGAUGACACAUGAUGCAAUACAAGUUUUUGAGCAGAUGAGGUUACAUAAAGUCAAACCUCAUUUGCAUGCUUGCACUGUUCUUUUGAAUUCCUUGUUAAAGGACGGGGUUACUCACAUGGUGUGGAAAAUUUACAGGAGAAUGGUUCAAGUUGGGGUUGUUCCCAAUAUGUACAUUUACAAUUGUUUAUUCCAUGCCUGUUCAAAAGCAAGAGAUGUGGAAAGGGCAGAACAGUUAUUAAAUGAGUUGGAUUUAAAGGGUAUGCUUCCUGAUAUCUUCACAUAUAAUACUUUGAUAUCAUUAUACUGCAAGAAAGGUCUGCACUAUGAGGCUUUAUCUAUCCAGAGCAGAAUGGAAAGAGAGGGGAUAAACCUAGAUAUUGUAAGUUAUAACUCUCUCAUUUAUGGAUUUUGCAAAGAAGGCAGGAUGAGAGAAGCUAUGAGGAUGUUUAGAGAAAUAAAAAAUGCAACUCCCAAUCAUGUGACAUAUACUACAUUGAUUGAUGGUUACUGUAAAACAAAUGAACUGGAGGAAUCUCUGAAAAUUCUGGGACUGAUGGAGUGUAAGGGAUUGUACCCUGGAGUUGUAACUUAUAAUUCAGUUUUGCGCAAGCUUUGUCAAGAUGGCAGGAUAAAGGACGCCAACAAACUCUUGACUGAGAUGAGUGAAAGGAAAGUUCAAGCUGACAAUAUCACUUGCAACACACUUAUUAAUGCAUACUGCAAGAUUGGAGAUAUGAAAUCUGCUUUGAAAUUUAAGAACAAGAUGUUAGAAUCUGGACUAAAACCCGAUCCAUUUACAUAUAAGGCACUGAUUCAUGGAUUCUGCAAGACAAAUGAGGUGGAAACUGCAAAGGAGGUAAUGUUCAGCAUGCUUGAUGCUGGAUUUACACUCAGUUAUUGUACAUACACUUGGAUUGUAGAUUGCUACUGUAAGAAAGACAAUAUGGAUGCAGUUUUAGCACUACCAAAUGAGUUUCUGAGUAGAGGUCUUUGUCUAGAUGUUUCAGUAUACAGGGCAUUGAUAAGAAGGUUAUGCAAGUUAGAAAGGGUUGAAUGUGCUGAAAAGUUAUUCAAUCAAAUGGAAGGAAAGGGAAUAUCAGGUGACAGUGUUAUCUAUACCAGUCUUGCAUAUGCUUAUUGGAAAGCAGGGAAUGCAAGUGCUUCCUUGGGUGUGUUAGAAGAGAUGACAAGGAGAAGGUUGAUGAUCACAGUCAAACUGUAUAGAUGCUUUAGUACUUCUGAUGCUAGGGAAAAUGAAGUGUCACUGAUCUUCUGGAAUCAUGUGGUGGAUAGGGGUUUGAUGUCGAGAAAUUCAAUGAAUAAAAUACAGCAAAUGCUGAUAUGAAGGAACCCUCACAUCUAGAAUAUUCUUCAUAGACCUGUUUGCGAGGGGCAAUGCAUUGCUUCUGUUUCACUUUUCAUUGGAAUUUGGAAAACAGAGAUUUGGGAAAAUAUGAUGCAGGCCAACCUCUUUGCAACCUUGCAUGUUAACCGUCAUAAACUAUUUGUUUUAGAAUCCAUUUAUGCAUCAUGUUCAUAACAGAUAUAACUCUAUGGACUGGGAACAAUCACUUCUGUUUUCUUCUAAAAGGUUAUAUCACAGAAGAACAUCAUUAAGUUCUUCCUCCCUGCAUUUUCAGCUUAUUAGGAGGAAGCACAUAACCUUCAUAUAUAUGGGAUUAGGCCAUCAUGAUUAAGCUGGAACUUGAGCAGGUUUACCAACAGGAGUUUCAACGAAUUAUGAAGGUUACAGGCUUGAGUAUCAUACAAUUUUGGAUCUUACAAUGCUGUGGAACGUGCUUGAUCGUCCAAAAUCAAAGAGGUGAGAGAAACACACGUUCAAAAUCAACUCAUUGCGCUUUUCAGAAUUUCAAUUUGAAAGAGUUUGCAUCAACAGUAUGCCACUUGUUCCCUCGUUCAAUGUAUCUCAGGGUGUUGCAUUAUCUACUUGAUUGUGAUGUAACAUAUCAUGAUAUAAUUGUCAACAUUUAUUUUGAAAACUUUCUUUUGAAUAUCGAUGCCUAUCAUAAUAUGCAUUUUAAAA
Messenger RNA from Vigna angularis (adzuki bean), 2830 nucleotides. Its product is annotated as pentatricopeptide repeat-containing protein At5g38730. The transcript has 3 exons. NCBI's taxonomy places the organism in Eukaryota, Viridiplantae, Streptophyta, Magnoliopsida, Fabales, Fabaceae. Bases 368 to 2131 code for a protein of 587 amino acids. The record is from RefSeq and is a predicted model, not a curated record. Gene Ontology annotation, molecular function: protein binding.